Molecule: messenger RNA, 823 nt
Organism: Mytilus trossulus (common blue mussel)
Lineage: Eukaryota; Metazoa; Mollusca; Bivalvia; Mytilida; Mytilidae
Exons: 3
Coding region: 148-672 (174 amino acids)
Cellular component (GO): membrane
Source: RefSeq, a predicted model, not a curated record
GUGCAAGUUUUCAAGGAUAUUGAUAAAUCCAGUAAAUUUUCUAAUUUCUGAAAACUGUAAUUAUCGAGGUCAACUCAUGUAUGGUCUUAAUAAAAAGGCCGGUAAACCCAAUUUUAAACACAAAUCUAGCAAAACUCAUUGAGGAGAAUGGCGAGUCUUUUAGCAGACGUUCCACGGAUGGUGAUUGGGGGUAUAAUAAUUGAUGCUUUAUCAUUAAUUAUCCAUGUAAUAGGAUUUUCUACUACUUAUUGGUACAAACCAGAUGAUACAGUUCACUUUGGAUUAUGGAAAACGUGUGGUCAAGCACAAAAGGGAAUACCAGAAAUAUGUAUUGAUAUUGAAGAUUUUCCUGUGUCGAUACUCAACGACAGUUUUAAAGCAGCUAGAGCUUUGGAAUGCCUUGCCCUUGUGUCAUUUGUAGCGGCUUUGAUUAUUGCUGUCUUAAAAGUAUUUGUACUGAAGGAAAAAGGAAUACUGAAUUUUGUUGCAGGCUUGCUCAAUCUUAUGGCAGGAGGACUUACAUUGAUUGGAGUAUGCGUCUUUGCAACAAUGCAAUUUCUCGGAGAUAAGCUUGAUUCGUCCAAGUUUCAUUACUCUUUCGGUUUAUGUAUCGUUAGUGGUAUCGGAGGUUUGAUAUCUGGAAUUGUUUUCAUCAGAUCUUGGAGGAAAUAACAAAUACACUAUUUUGAAUGUUUAGUAGUUAGUAUUUUAUACUGUAAAGAAAUCGUGUUUAAAGAACAAAGUUGUGUACUUUUUAUAUAACACAUUUGUAUUGUAACUAAUUUUCAUUAUGAUUUCCAUUAAAUGUUGUCAUUAAAUCAAA